AUGAAGAAAGUGCGCGACGAUCUCUAUUUGGGCGACAUUGGCGACGCGCUUCUGUUUCUAUCGGGCACGAAAGCUGGAGUGACGCAUGUUCUAUCGGUGCUGCCGCUGUGCCCUAACCACGAGAGCAAGGAUUUCGUCCCCUACGGCCCGCCCAGUGACGCGAACGCGUUUUUUAGGGUUUCCGUGGAGCUCCAGAACAAGUGCGACUUCUCCGGGCUUCCAAUUCGGAAGGUUGUGCCUCUGGAAGACUCGGCGGACGAGAAUUUGUUCGAGCGCCUCGAGGAGUGCUUGGAAUUCAUCAAUCGAGGAGUCCAAGAGGGGAUUGUGCUCGUCCAUUGCGGUGGCGGAUUUUCCCGCAGUCCAUCGAUUAUGAUUGCGUAUCUUAUGUGGAAGGAGAAGCUGUCCUUUGCAGAUGCCUUGGCUUCUCUCAAAAAAUCAAGUCCAAGUGUGGAUCCAAAUCCCGGGUUUGUAAAACAGCUGAAAGCAUUCGAGACUAAUGGUUUCAAGGUACCUAAGAAAACAAUCGACAAGAAGGAAAAUGGCAAAGGCACAGCCAAAGGCAAAUGGGUGACAUGCAAGAUAUGUAAAAAGGUGGUAUCCAUUCAAGAAUUUCAAAGAUAAAGAUUGCAAAGCUUCGCUUUAACUGUUUAGGGAGUUUUGUA
This is a messenger RNA of Selaginella moellendorffii, 662 nucleotides long. Its product is annotated as dual specificity protein phosphatase 1B. Bases 1 to 621 code for a protein of 206 amino acids. Gene Ontology annotation, molecular function: protein tyrosine/serine/threonine phosphatase activity. The record is from RefSeq and is a predicted model, not a curated record. Lineage: Eukaryota; Viridiplantae; Streptophyta; Lycopodiopsida; Selaginellales; Selaginellaceae. Gene Ontology annotation, biological process: protein dephosphorylation. The transcript is spliced from 5 exons.